Messenger RNA from Caenorhabditis bovis, 5739 nucleotides. The record is from the annotation of a GenBank genome assembly. NCBI's taxonomy places the organism in Eukaryota, Metazoa, Nematoda, Chromadorea, Rhabditida, Rhabditidae.
AUGGUUGUUCGACAGAAAUCUGAAACGCAAUGCUUCAAUCCAAGAGACUAUCAGGUUGAACUUCUUGAAAAAGCGUGUAAACGAAAUGUAAUCGUUCAACUGGGAACCGGAUCAGGUAAAACAUUCAUUGCCGUUUUGCUUUUAAAGGAGUUUGGAGUUCAAUUGUACGCGCCAUUAGACAAUGGAGGAAAACGAGCAUUUUUCAUUGUCGAAAAAGUUAAUCUUGUUGAGCAGCAAGCUGAACACAUCGAAAGACAUACGAAAUUCAAUGUGGGACGAAUUCAUGGCCAAUUAAAAUCUGAUGUUUGGAACAGCAAGAAAGAUUGUGACGAUUUUAUUGCCGAACAUCACGUGAUUGUGAUCACGGCUCAAUGUCUUCUCGAUCUCAUCCUACACGCUUUUAUCAAAAUUCAAAUCUCAUGUGUAAUGAUUUUUGACGAAUGCCAUCAUGCACUCGGAUCCAAACACCCAUAUCGUUUGAUAAUGUCAGAAUACAAGAAUUUGAAAAAAAAAGGAGAGAAUGUUCCGAGGAUUCUUGGUUUGACAGCUAGUCUUAUCAAAGAGAAGACCGCUCCGAGCAAAUUGGAAGAGAAAUUAAUCAAAUUGGAGACAAUCAUGGAUUGCUCGAUUGAAACUGCCAGCGAUCUCGUCGCGCUCUCGAAAUUUGGUGCCAAACCCUAUGAAGCUGUUGUGUAUUGCCAUGAUUAUAACCCAAACUCCUAUGAUUUUUCGGCCCGAAUUUUCAGUAUUCUGGAAAACGUAAAAAAUUUCGUGAAUUCGACGAUUGAAUUCAAUCCGGAUUUGGAUCUUGAUCCUCGUAGGCCGAUUCGUGACAGUUUGAAGACAACAGUUGCCGUAUUCCAACAACUUGGACCAUGGGCAGCAUGGAAAAUGGCGCAAUCAUGGAUAAUCGAGUUAUCGAAAUUGAUGAAAACGCAAAUGCUUCCCGACAAAGCCAGUUCGUUUUUGAAUUUGGCGCGCACCACAAUGAUCACAAUUCGUCAAAUUCUCGAUCCAAUCAUGAAACCGAUCCGAAAAUACGAAGACGUGUUGCCGUAUAUUCCGCAUCGUGUCAUUAGAUUAUUUGAACUGCUGCAAGUUUAUUCGCCGGAGUUUCAGAAGAAUCGAAUGAAAAUGGAAAAACCGGACACGCUAUGCGGAAUUGUGUUCGUUGAUCAAAGAUGUAUUGCAUUCAUGCUGCAUAUAAUGAUUCGUCAAAUUCGAAAAUGGGAUUCCCAGUUUCGAUUCAUUCAACAAGACUAUGUCGUCGGUGCUAGUGGAAACAAUAUUACGAGUACUGAGAAUUUGUCGCUGCACAAACGACAAGGCGAGGUUCUUCGAAAAUUCCAACGAUCCGAUCUGAAUGUUCUGAUCGCCACAUCUGUUCUUGAAGAAGGUGUCGAUGUGAAACAGUGCAAUGUUGUUGUGAAGUUUGAUCGGCCCCUCGAUGUUCGCUCGUUUGUUCAGUCUCGCGGUCGCGCUCGCCGAGUUGGUGCGAAAUAUGUGAUUUUUGUCGAGGAAAAAGAGGUCGACGCUUGUUCGAAUGAUUUGAAUGAUUUCAAAAUGAUCGAGAAACUUCUUCUCGAUCGUUCGCGCAAUGUUCAUAACCCGCUUGAUGAUUGUGAAGUCGUUGAUAUGGAUGCGGUUGAUUCGAUUGUCGAGCCAUAUGUCGUUGAAUCCACAGGUGCUACAGUUAAAAUGUCAAAUGCUAUUCAAUUGGUCAAUCGUUACUGUGGAAAACUGCCAUCUGACAUUUUCACACGCCUUGUCCCGCAUAAUCGAAUUAUUCCCGUUGUUGAGAAUGGCGAAACAAUGUACUGCGCCGAACUGUUGCUGCCGAUCAAUUCGCCAAUCAAAAAGGCGAUCAAAUUGCAAGAUCCGAUGAAGUCGAAAAAAUUGGCUCAAAUGGCGGUUGCAUUGGAAGCAUGUCGACAACUUCACCAAAAGGGAGAACUCGAUGACAAUCUUCUGCCAAAGGGACGAGAGUCAAUUGCGAAACUUUUGGAGCAUUUCGACGACGAACCCGAUGAGUAUGCUCCUGGACUGCACGCUAAAGUUGGAUCAUCGAAACGAAAACAAUUGUACGAUAAGAAGGUUGCUCGAGUUCUUAAUGAAAGUAUUGUUGAACCGGACGAAGAGGUUUACGUUUACGUUAUGGAUCUCGAAAGGAUGAGAGAACCUGAAAUAUAUGCAAAUCCGAAGCGUCGAAAGUUCACGGAUCCUCAUCAAUACGAGUAUUGUUUCGGUUUUCUGAGCUCCCAGAAAUUGCCAAAGGUUCCUCCAUUCCCACUGUAUCUUCGACAAGGAGAUAUGCGAGUUCGUCUGAUGCUGGCGAAUAAAGUGAAAAUUACGAAAGGACAACUCGAGGAAAUCAAACAAUUCCACGACUAUCUAUUCACGCAGGUUCUUCAAUUGGUCAAGGGAAAUAUGCUGAUGUUCAACAUGUCGCCGAAUACUCCCAUUAACACUUUAGUGGUUCCACUUAACAAACAAAUGUCGAAUAAUGGAGACGACUCAUUUUAUUCAAUAAACAUGGAUCAUGUUAGCCAAGUUGUCGCUAAUAUGGAGAAAAUGCCACGUGUUCCUGAUGAGGAGACGAGAAAAAACUUUCAAUUUAACGCCGACAACUACAAAGAUGCGAUUGUGAUGCCUUGGUAUCGCAACAUUGAGCAGCCAGCAUUCUUCUAUGUCGCUGAGAUUCUUUAUGACAUGAAUCCAGCCUCGCCAUUUCCCGAUGAGAAUUUCUCAAAUUUCAACGAGUAUUUCAUCAAAAAGUACAAUCUAAUAAUUUACGAUCAAUCGCAACCUCUGCUUGACGUCGACUAUUCAUCGAGUCGUUUGAGCUUAUUGCUUCCGAGAGUUCAAGCUCGCAAGCGAAUUAUUAGUUCAUCGUCCACUGAUUCGGUUCCACCUUCACCCGAACCAUCGCCCUCUCCAUCUCCAUCUCCUUCAAUCAAAUCCAGAAACACCCAACGACAGAUAUUGGUUCCCGAAUUAAUGGAUAUUCAUCCGAUAUCGGCCACUUUGUGGAAUUUGAUAACUGCUCUUCCAAGUAUUUUCUACAGAUUGAAUCAAAUGUUCUUGACCGACGAACUUCGUCAAAUUAUUAUAACUAACGCGUUUGGAAAAUCGAAGGAAGACGCUCAAGUUCCUGACAAUCUUGAAUGGCCACCGCUAACUUAUCCAGCAACAUUCGAGGAGAAACAAUCGGUUAUGGUUCGAAAAAUUCAACAAUUGAAAGAUUUGAAUAAAACGAAGAAUAACGAGAAGGAGAAGAAAGAAACCAAUGAUAACGAAUUUGUGGUUGGUGUUUGGGAUCCAGAAGAUGCGAUUCGGUGUGGUGUUAAUGUGACAUUGGAUCGUGAUAUCAUUAAAAAUGAAGAUGAUGAUAUGGCGGGGUUGAUGAAUGGAUUGCACGAUGGAAAUAUUUCUGACGAGGACGAAGAUGACCUCGGACCAUUUGUCAUGCACGAUUAUAAACAGAAGCUUACCUCGCAAUUGCACGGUUUGUCUGGAAAUGGUUUGUGGACAACGAACAACGAAAUUGUUGAAUCUGGAUGGGGCGAACUUGAUGAUGUGGAUCCAGCCGAUACUCCGUUUGAAAUUAUUGGAGGCCCUGGAACGAAUGGUCUUGAUCUGCGCUCAUUGAUGGAAGAUAUUGGAAGACAUGUUGCUCCGCCCACGAUAAAGCAAGAACCGCCCGCUGAUAUUACGCCGAGCACUAAUGAAGUGCCCGCGGCCGCUAAGCCAGAACCAGAAAAACGGCCGGCAGUGGCAAGCACGAGUAUCAAAGAGGCUCGUGACAUACUGGAAUGUAUGGGACUCCUCGAUCAACGAGAUGUUCCCAAACGAACUGAAGAAGUAGUUGAUUUAGAAGAGUUUGAUGAUGAAGAUGAUCAAGAAAUCGACAAAGAAGCUUCAGAGCUAAGAUUGACAAGAAGUACGAGUGAUGAUGAAUUCGAAGAAAUUCAGCGCGGAGAAAUGAUCAAGGAGGCGAAUGAUAUGAAGGCGUUGCAGUAUGAAAAAGACAGAGGAAAUGAGCCGAUGAUUUUGAACGAUAAGAAGAAUGUCAUGAAUUUUUCAUUUGCUAAAGAAUCGCCUGCAUUGGCACCUCUUCGAACUGAGGUUGAAUACAAAAAAUGCGCCGACAUUUCGCAUUCUGACAAUGAAGUUGGAUAUGGAGUUUCUCCAUGUCUUUUGCUUACUGCAUUGACGACAUCGAACGCUAGCGAUGGAAUCAGUCUUGAACGAUUCGAAACAAUAGGAGACUCAUUUUUGAAGUUCGCCGUCACCGAUUAUCUUUAUCAUUGCCACACUGAACAACAUGAAGGGAAAUUGUCGUUUGCGCGAAGUAAAGAAGUGUCGAAUUGCAAUUUAUAUCGACUUGGAAAACGGCUCGGAAUCCCACAACUUAUUGUUGGAUCCAAAUUCGACGCAUUCGAUUCUUGGCUGCCACCAUGCUACGUUCCGACUUUCGAUUUUAAAGCACCCAAUACUCAGGACGCCGAAGAAAAAGAUAAUGAAAUAGAAAUGAUCCUGGAAGGAAAAUCCAUUGAGGAGAAGAAGGAGACGCAAACUGGAUGGGAUGAAGGACAAAAUGAGAUUCGAAAGACUGAAAACGGAAUUGAAACGAUCAACUUCCCGAAGCAACAAGGAACAAUCAACGAGGAAAUUUCACCUCUUCCUUAUAAUCUUCUCACUCAGCAAAAUAUAUCGGACAAGUCGAUUGCUGAUGCGAUGGAGGCGCUUAUUGGUGUUCAUUUGCUUACACUCGGACCUCAUCCGACAUUGAAAGUGAUGAAAUGGAUGGGAUUGAAAGUUUUGCUGGCUGAUGAGAAUAUUGCGGAAGAGGCGCCACUUCUUCGAUUCAUUGAUUCGCCGAUGGAUCCUGAUGCCUCUAUUCGAGCACUGGAUAAUAUCUGGCAGCAAUUCCAGUUUGGACAACUUGAAAAGAGAAUUGGAUAUCAAUUCAAAGAUCGCGCCUAUCUCGUACAAGCGUUCACACAUGCCAGUUACUUCCAUAACCGAAUUACAGGUUGUUAUCAGAGGCUGGAAUUUCUUGGAGAUGCUGUUCUUGAUUAUAUGAUCACUAGAUAUCUUUUCGAAGAUGUUCGUCAAUACAGUCCCGGUGUUCUGACAGAUUUGCGAUCAGCACUUGUAAAUAAUACGAUUUUCGCAUCACUAGCUGUCAAGUAUGAAUUUCAAAAGCAUUUCGUUGCAAUGUGCCCCGGAUUGCAUCAUAUGAUUGAGAAGUUUGUCAAAUUGUGCUCCGAGAGAAACUUUGAUACAAACUUCAAUGCGGAGAUGUACAUGGUGACUACGGAAGAAGAAAUCGACGAAGGAUCUGAAGAGGAUAUCGAGGUUCCGAAGGCGAUGGGAGAUAUAUUCGAAUCGCUUGCUGGAGCCAUUUAUCUGGACAGCGGAAGAAAUUUGGAUACGGUUUGGGCUGUUGUGUAUGGUCUCAUGAAAGGUACAAUCGAGGAGUGCUGCGCGAAUCCGCCGCGUUCGCCAAUCCGUGAACUCAUGGAACUCGAAUCAAGCAAGGCGCGAUUCAGCAAGAUGGAGAGAAUAAUUGAAAGCGGAAAAGUCCGAGUCACUGUUGAUAUUGGGAAUAGUAUGCGAUUCACCGGAAUGGGUAGAAAUUACAGAAUAGCUAAAACUACGGCUGCUAAACGAGCUCUUAAAUAUAUCCAUAUGAUCGAAAAACAAAGAUCUGAGAAAAUCAAAUCUGCGGUAUGA